Molecule: messenger RNA, 872 nt
Organism: Pelagomonas calceolata
Lineage: Eukaryota; Pelagophyceae; Pelagomonadales; Pelagomonadaceae
Source: the annotation of a GenBank genome assembly
CGUUGGAGUCUCUUUUCAGCCGGAAGACCCGCUUUGUGUGUUUGCGGUUCCUGCAUCCUACUAGCCACUUUACUUGUUUGAUUCCGACUCCUGCACGCCGUAGAGAGGUGUCAGGUCUUUACGCGGUUGCGCCUAAACAACUGUGCCGUAGAGGAAGCUUAGGCACCGUGUCUUUACGCCGUAGGGUCUUUAGAGACCGCGACACAAGCUGUUUGCGUGAGACUGCCGGUCUUUAGGUCUUUACGCGGCGCGGGACUAUGAGGAUUACUCACGCUUGCAGCGUGCUCGCCACUGCGGCCUACGUGAUACCCGCCACCGAAACAGCCGCCUCGCGCUGGCGACGAGGCUCGGCGCGCCCCGCCCCGCUCCACGGCCUAUUCGGCGGCGGGGCGAAGGAAGACGUCGCCGCCGGCCUCGCGGACGACGAACUGGAGGUCGAGCUCACGCGGCCGCUGGGCGUGACGGUGCAGGAGGGGGCGAACGGCCGCGUGCUCGUGCAGGGCUGCCGCGCGGGCGGCUGCGCGGCGGCCGCCGGCGUCGCGCCCGGCGACGAAAUCAUAGGCGUCUCGGCCGUCUUCGGCGCCGGCGUCUGGCGGUGCGAGGGCGCGGGGCUCGACCGCGUCGAGGGCCUGAUCCGCGCGCGGGAAGGGUCCGUGACGCUGCGCCUGCGCCGCGGCGCGGGCGAGCCCGCGGCCGCCUCCGACGGGCUCGACGAGGAGGACGUCGACGCGGGCACGUUCAGCGCCAUCUUCGACGACGACGACGAGCCGUCAGCCGCCGACGGCCCGGGCGCCGCGCCCGACGGCGGUGGUGCCCUCGACGCCCUCGUCGAGUCGAUCCUGUCCGCGGACUACGCGCCGCCCGACGCCUAG